Symbiodinium necroappetens is the source of this 12642-nucleotide messenger RNA. The record is from the annotation of a GenBank genome assembly. NCBI's taxonomy places the organism in Eukaryota, Dinophyceae, Suessiales, Symbiodiniaceae.
AUGUUCUGCGAUGAUGGGUCUGUGGUGACUUGGGGCUUGGCGACGGCUGGAGGUGACAGCAGCUCCGUCAGGCUACAACUUUCGACUGGGGUCUGCACUAUCUUCUCCACCCGCUCGGCCUUUGCAGCCUUGAAGGAAGAUGGCUCGGUGGUGACAUGGGGAAACGCGCAAUCUGGUGGUGGGCCUCCUCCGUGCACAGGAGCUGUACAAAGCAUUUCUGCCACAGAUGCUGCAUUUGCGGCUCUUACCAGGAAUUCCGGCGUGCACGCCUGCGGUGAUCCUGCCGCCGGCGGACAUCCGCACGAAGUCUCUGCAGACUUAGCCGGCGGCGUGCUGGCAGUAUUUGGGUGUAAGUGCGCGUUCGCCGCCAUCAAGCAUGAUGGUUCUGUGAUUUGUUGGGGAGCUGCUGUUGCCCGCCAGGGCUUUGACAGCGUUAGAUGUAAGUUUGGCAACAUGCAAGUGCGGCACAUUGCUUCGACUUCAAACGCAUUUGCAGCCCUAAUGGCUGGAGGAUCCGUCAUUUGUUGGGGGGAUCCUGCCUGCGGUGGGGACUCUUCAGGGGUGCACGAGCAUCUCCAGGACGACAUCGUCAAGAUAUACAGCAACGAAGUGGCUUUUGCUGCCGUGAAGCGUGGUGGUGUGGUGGUGCCUUGGGGAGGACACUAUCUCGACUUGGAUUUAUGUUCCACCGGACAGCGCCUGGAUGGUGUCGAGCAAGUUGUCGCAACGCGCUUAGCCUUCGCAGGGCUUAAAUCCGAUGGUACCGUUGUGACCUGGGGGCACCGUAACCGGGGAGGAGACAGCAGUGGAGUUGCUCAGCAGCUCCGAGAAGUGAGAAAAGUCUGUGCUUCAGACAACGCCUUCGCUGCAGUCACCGUUUCCGGUGCUGUGGUUACAUGGGGUGUGAAGGAUGAGGGAGGCAACUAUUGCUCUGCCGAUGAGCUCCUGGAGACCGAUGUUCAUGACGUGCACUCUACAUGUAAUGCUUUUGUGGCCAUCAAGUACGACGGAUCGGUUGUCGCGUGGGGCGGUCGUCGGUUUGGUGGGCACGUUCCCGCUUGUGCAGGAUUGCACAUCUGUUCCGGCGACGAGAAAAGGGACCGAGUGCAGUCGCUGCACGUUUCACCAAAUGCUGACUCGUCUCGACAGAGUGCCAAUCCAAGGAAGUGCCGAGCGAUCCGUCUUUGCUGGAUGGUCAAGCUGCCGCCCAAAGGGAAGGUGCCCGAGAGGUUCCGCGCCUGCAGCACCCAUCUCGCAUGGUUGGCCGCAGAGAAGGAAGUGCAGGAGCUGGAGAAGCAAUGCGCGGCACAGCAAGAGUUGGAGUCAAAACUGAAGCUGAUGCGGAAUCGGUUGAAGGCUAUGCGACAAGGAUCUUCCGCACGGCUAGAUGCCGUCAUGCAGAUGAUCGAACAUCGCAAGGCAGAGCUUCUCCUUGUCAAGGAGAAAUUGGGCCAGCUGGAAGCUCGCAAAGACGAGCCGCCGAAGUAUCCAGCGCUGACCAAUGCGCAGCCUCUGGGCCUGGCUCUGACCCAGGCGGUGAAGGAGAUGAGGAAGCGCACCCUGAGCAGGAAGCGAGAGGAACCCAACCCAUUGUCGUUGAAGCAGCCUGCCGCCUGGCCGUCGCUGUACAGCAUUGCCGAUCUUUGGCUCGCGAAAGCAGAGCUAGAGCAUGCUCUAGCUUGGCGCCUGGACGCUUCUGAUAAAACGCGGCCCAAGCGAUAUGUGCAAUCUCCAGAGCUUCUCUUCCGGGCCAUGGUUUUGGCCCAAAGUUUAGAUAGCGAUCCUUCAUGUCAACCUCCCCGACUUCCCAACCACCACAAACAGCCCAUGUGGCGCAGCACGCUCUGCCCACCAGCAUGGGCAGACGCGGACUGUGCUUCGCUUCGCAUGGGCGGUGUCAUGGACGCCUUCCAACAUCAUUUAUUCCCAUUUGGCCAGAUGGUAACUCUUCGCCUGUACCAGUCUGUAUUCCGCUUCGAAAGAGACGGGCAAGCCGCGAGCAGCGACAUCCUGCGACGCACUGGUGAGCAGCUCGAAGCCUUGCGCCAGUUGGCCUGCCUUGUGAACUACCAGAGAUGCUGGUCGAGGGGCCGAGCGCAAUCAUGGAGACGCGGCGUGCAGAGCCUGUGUCGGACACUGCUGGCACACCAGCUGUCUGCGAAGCUUCUGCCUGGCCUCUGUGCAUCGCUCGUAAACAAGGGGCCAGUGCGGCAUGGCAGAGAUCGGUUGAAAGCAGUCCUGGGCUUGCAAGAUGGUCUGAAGAUGCUGGCAGAGGCAGCCUUGCCCUCAUCCCUCGGCUUGUCUCCGCAGAACGACAGAAAGGCACGACUAGAUGAUUCGAAGAUCAUCCGAGAGCUUCUGCAGCUGCUUGAGCAAGACCGACAGACGGUCAGAUCCUUCAAAGGACAGGCAAGCCACAGCGAGGAACUUCUGCAGCACCUGACCAGCCGUGGACUAGGCUUACUGGAACAUCUGGACCAGUUCGCACAGCACUACCCAGCCGAGAUUCUGCAGAUGCCGUUCCAGCUGCUGUACUCAGCAAGCUUGUCGCCUGUGGGCACCUGUCAGCACGACAGGAGUCCGAGACUCAUACCCCCACCGGAAGCGCGCUGGUUCCGCACGAAGGUGGAUGGUACUCGCUAUUACAGUCCUUGGCCCAGCUCGAUCGAUCUCCUCUUCCGUUGGGCGACAGCAGGAGGUCGCCCCUCCAACUGGGUUCUGAACUUGGGGUCUGGUGAUGGAAGCUGCGCCGGAGGCGACGAGUACGAUCCUGCCAACUGUCUUGUUCUGAACCAUGGUUGGCGCGGCAUCUUCAUCGAGGCGGACAAGGCUCUUGCGGAACAGGCACGGGUAUCCCUUGGAGAUCAAGUUCGAGUGCUUUCCACGAGUGUGACACCAUCUGACGUAGGACCCCUGGUGGCUUCAGCCGUGCAGAGCCUCUUCGCCAACAUGUCAGGGAAGACAUGGCUCGACGUAAACGCACCUCGUCGGCCGGACCUUCUGAAAGUGGAUGUGGACCAGGCAGACUGUGAGUUUCUUGAAGCCUUGCUUGAGAUCUUUGAGCCCCUGCUGCUGCAUGUGGAGAUCAAUCCGCUCUUCCCACCACCUUAUGAAUAUCAAGAACAGUGGAGAGGGAAAGACUUCGCUCUUCCAGUGGAGACGGAUCACCAUCUAAUCGGCUGUUCCUUGCAGUCUUUCAUCGAGCGCACGCGACGAAGAUGGGGUGCGCGAGCACGCCCGGAAGCCUACCGACUUUCUCAUGUGGAGUUUGAGAAUGCGGUGUUGAUUCAUCCGGACGCCGCAAGAAUCUUGCCCGAAUCGCCAGUCAACGAGCAGAGCAGUCAACAAAUUCUAGAUUUGUACACAGCGGGCUACUUUUGCCAUCCUCUGCGCGGCAUCCUAUCAAUGCGGGAGAGCCUGGCAUUCUACGAUUUCCGCCAGUGGAUGGACCUGGAGCAGCACCCUCGAGUCAGAGGAGAGCGCAUGAGACGGUUCCUUCGGAGAGAGUGGGCGAAGCCCUCUUUGUCAGCAGCGGGCUCCAAGGAUGCAAGAUACACACUGAGCUGGCCCGGAGGAGAGGCACUGCCAGAAGGAAAAGAGUUGGACUCGGCGCUAGACACUGCCAACGAGCUGAUUCGUUUGUCAUCCCCUGGAGUCGUGCAUGAGACCCUGCGCAGAGAAGCGCUGAUUCAGCGAGACAUCGCAGCUGGGCUCAGGCUCAUGAGAGACCGCAUGUGUCUGGUCAUUGACUCCCUGGGCCCCAUGGUCCGCGCUUUGGGAGUGCAAGAGAUGAAGCAUUGCGAACAGACAUUGGAGCUCAAAAAGCUUCUGCUCGCCAUCGCACAGGAAGAGUCCGUUUGGGGAAUGCAGCACAAAGCUCAAGCCAGUGCAGAGGGGAGGCCCAUCAAGCAUCUGAACAGCGAGACCUACAAGCUUCGGCGCGCUCUGCACAAGAUCUGCUAUGCUCCUCCAGGCUCCGCUGUUGAGGAGGACAUGGACGCAGUUUGGAAAGCUGUGAAAAAGAAGGAGGUGUUUGAUCUGGCCUCUGCACGUGCGGAGGCAGAGCGCCUGCGCUUGAAGGUAGCUGGCUGCGAGCUGACCAUGCGGCGUUCUGAUGUCAAGCAGACUGCUUUGGCGGUUACCACCGACAAUGAUGCUCGGGCUUUUCUGCAGACGGUCCAGGCCAAGGUGAAGGAAGCAACGGAUGUGCUCAAUGCGUAUGCGGAAUGGGCUUCCAAGACGGAAGCGAGUUUGAUUCUUUGUGGCCUGACGAGUCCUCCUUCCGCAGGUGCUCUUGAGGCGGUGCCAGCGAACCCCAUGACGCUUGAAGCACAGAGGCUUCGUAAAGCUCUUCAAGGCAUCAUCGAAGCCGCUUUGAUCACUCGGAAGCGUCCGGGAAGAAACGGCGGCAAGGCUGGCUCGCCUACCUCUGCACCCCUGGCAGAGGAGCAUCGGAGCCCAACGCACAACCUGAGGAUGAAGCAGCUAAGAGACAUUCCGCUCCCGCUGUAUCAGCCGGAUUCGGACGGUGGCGACCGACAGUAUUGUACCACGGAUAUCGUUCGGGACAUCCACCGGGAAAGCACUCGGCGCUUGGUCUGGCAUGAGCACAAAGGAACCUGGGAGCCCACAGCAAGGUCAUGGCGCCUCGUCGCGACCAACAUCUCCGGAGGUACGAGCACGAUCUGCAAGGUCCUCACCGGGGACCCCAAAGACGGCCGAUCCGAAUCGGUUCAACACAUGGUCCUGAAGGAAAUGACCAAGCUUUCUAGCAGACCUUGGCAACCAACACGGUGGCCCUUCCCUUGCGCGAUCAUGCUCCAAGCGGAAGGGAAAAGGUCAGUUGGCUCACGCCAUGAUGUGUCUCGUCUACUGGGUGUGGAGACGUUGACGUGGACUAUGCCGUCCGUGUCGGGUGACGAUCGAACUUUUCCCAACAUCACCACGGACAUGAAGACGUCACAGCACUUUGAUGCAUUGCUAAGGGCUCAUGGCAUCAGUGGAUCUUGGACCAAUGUCUGCAGCGGCAGUAUAAGCAGUGGGCAGAAGAGCGCCUCACCUUUGCUCUGCGUCUUCCCGUUCCAGAGGGUCUCCAAGAUCGCAGCUCCUGGAAAGAUGCGGGCCGCCCUCCUCCUGGAGGUAAUUCACUUUGCGUUGGCUGGCGACGCCGUCAUUGACUUCACCUCCGCCACCUCUGCGUACGUUAUUCGACCAGGAUGGAGUUUCAAGGUCGAGGUCUUCGGAAGCAAUUUCGAUUACAUCAACGACAAGAUCCUCCUAGUCCCGACUGGCAUUGCAUGUGGAGAUCCAGCAACUCCUCCGAGAGGAAAGUACUCCACUGUGGCCGACUACUACAGCUUGGUUUGUGACGGACAGAGCAGCGCAGCCGGGAGAUUGGUCUGUGAGGACUUGUCUGUGUACCAGGCGGGCACUUACACUAUCUGUGUCUGCGACGCCACCGCGAUGCACCGUCCUGGGCCACCAAGUUCAGGAGGCCCCGCAGCAGGGAACAGCACAGCAGACGAUGGGUCAGCGGUUACUACGACUACAAUGACCUCCACAUCGACUGCAACAUCUCUCCCAUGCAUCACAGCCGAAAGAUUUUGGCUGGGCUCCGAUUCCACGGGGACAGUAACCGUGAAUGGCCCGAGGAAUGAGGGGACGCUGAUCGAGCGGGCAGGAACGCCUUUCCGGUUGAUCCUGCAGGGCACCAGUUUAAGCAGCAGAGAUCGAAUCCGAAUCACAGACGGCUCGACCGACUGCUUUGACCUCGGAGCAUCCAAACCAAUGCACCCUGCGGUUGCAACAGAUUUUCCAUACGAAGACCCGUCGGGUCAGAGACGCUCUGGCUCUGCUUCGCAAGAGAUCUGGGAGAACAUCGGAGUGACAGUGCCCGGAACCUAUCAGGUCUGUUGGUGUUCGGCCGGUGGGACGGUGUCAAACAGCUGCAGCGAUGACCAGGAGUUCACAACGAAUGUUGCGACUCUCGAAGUGGGUGGGCCUACAGCAGGUGUUAUCCAGUCUUUUGCGUGCAUCACCGGUGUUGCCUGCACGCUUGAAAUGACCGGAUCAGGCCUGAACAACAAUGACCGUAUCAUUACCAUCGCCGAUCAUCUGGAGUGUGGCUUUGCUCCACAGUCCAGCGCCGUAGUUUCCGGGGGUGAUUUCGCCAGCCCCAGAACAAGUGGAUCUGACACUCUAUCACGAUUUGGUGGCAUCAUCAUGGGCCGGCAUGGUGACUUCAAAGCUUGUUGGUGUGGCAGUUACGACGAGAUCCAGUGCCCAACAUGCUGCACGCAAAUGGAAGAGUACACAGUCUAUGCUGGCAACGUCACCAGUGGCGGCCCGAACCAAGGUCAAAUUGACCGGCCACCGAUCGGUGUGCCCUUCGCGUACACCAUCACAGGAUGGGGCAUGAGCAGCAAUGACAGGAUACGGAUCGUGGAUCAAAGUGUCCGCUGCGGGCGGGCUGGAGCAGAGACACAUUCCCUUGGCAUCGAAGCUAGCACCGUGCCCAACGGACCUCCGACAUACACGGAGGGCUCAGACCCCGCCAACCGUACGAGUGCGAGCUGGACUGACAUCGUGGCCGCAUGCCCACUUUGCCCGGGAGAUGCGAACCUUGGACUGACAGAGUUCGUCCGGAAUGUUCCGGAAUUCGAAACGAUGCUGCUGAUCAGGGGCACCAACACCAGCAACGUGUUCAGGUUGGACAUCGGCAUCAUUAACCCCAGGGGCGCUUCCAACUCGACCUACAUCAAUGCGAUUCCUGGGCGCCCCUUUUCCCUUACCGUCACUGCGGCAACGGGCUCCUAUCUCACAGCGGACGACCGCAUCAGGAUUGUCCGCUCUGAAGUGUCGGAUGGCAGGUGUGGAGGCUUCGGCACCGCUGAGCAUUCGCCCGCAGUUGCGGCUUUGGCGUGCUGGCCUACGUGCAUAGACUCACCAGUGUGGGGAGCCCCUGAGAUGGGCCCAGACAAUGAAUCCCAGAGCUGGGAUCCGGUGCUCAUCAUGGAGAGUGGGACCUACAACAUUUGCUGGUGUAACUCCGGUCAAGGCGGAUGCGACAGUGACGAGGACUUCUCAUUCCGCGCCGGCAUGAUCAUGGCGAAUGGAGUGAACAUCGGUGAACACUGGCAUUGUGCAGCCUACUUCCCUUGCACUGUCGAGAUCCAGAUGUCAGACGGCCUUGCCUCUGGCGAUUACCUGCAGUUGGUCGCCGCUGCUCCCGGUGCCCGCUGUGGCGUAGACAGUAGAGCAGCCGCCACGAGCUUCACGAGGGGUACGAGGAUCAGUGGAUACGAGGGAAGAGACACCACUGGGCAAGACGUCGUUCUCUUCGAGUUCGGCUCCCCACAGGCUCCCGGCAUCUAUCUUGCCUGCUACUGUCAAGGAUCAAUCUGCAGAACAAGUUCGGUGACAGACCUCGACUUCUUCCAGCAAGCUGGACAGGUCACUGUGAUGGGACUUCAGGGGCGUGAUGAUUAUCACAAAUGCUACCUGAGAGGCGCAUGCAGACUGAACAUACGAGGUGCAGGACUGGACGUUCAGGAUGCCGUGAUGCUCUUGGAUCCAAUGGACAACUGCGGGCAAACUGGCAGCCCAGUGAGUUUCAGCCUUGAUGGGCCGCGAUUCUUCACGGCCGGAGGGGACAGGCUUUUCAUUGGCAAUCUCACUUCCACAAGUAACGAAGGCCUUGAGAGUUGGACUUUUGACCUCGGCACUCCGAUUCGAACUGGGAGACAUCGGCUGUGUUACUGCAGCCGGCACCGAGCUAGCAGCGGAAUGUGCGAGAAUCGAGCAGACUUCGACCAAGCUGCAGGCGAGCUCUUCGUUCGCGGGUCAGAGUUCAACUCUGAGCUCCGGUGUGAGCAGGGCGAGUCGUGUCAGAUCACAGCUCGGGGAGCUCAGUUCGAUGCACUUGACCGGAUGGUGCUACUGAAGGAUGGCGUCGGCCACUACUGCGGAAUGGUGAACGCUGGACAGUACCCUUCUUGGGCAGUUGCCAUGACUCCUGAGAACAUUCAGCCGGAUGCCAUCAUUCCAGACCUCUGGGCUGCCACGUGGAUAAUUAGCAGCGUCCGCGAGCCGGGUACAUACCGGAUCUGCUAUUGCGCCUACAUCAUAGGCACCUUUGAAGGCUCAAGAUGCGGAUGCUGCUCCCAGAUGGAGGAGGUGCUAGCCUUGACCAAUGAGUUCCGAGAACAGGAAAACCUCCCACGGCUGGAGUUGCACGAGGCCUUAAGCGCCGUGGCCCGGAAGCAUGCGCUGGCCAUGGCCGACCACUGCCAACCCUUCAGCCAUGAGGGAGCCACGGAGCGCUUCCAGGACUCUGGCCUCCUGUGCCACAACUUCGCAGAGAACCUGGCAGUUUCGAAGGGCUACGCCCGGGAAGUUAUGGCAAAGGCUACCGUGGAUGGAUGGAUCGCCUCGCCUGGACACCGGAAGAACCUUUUAGGACCCUUCAAUGUUUGUGGCAUUGGGUGGUCGUCGAACGACGACUGUCAGCUUUACAUCACACAGCUGUUGGCCUAUGUCGAUCUCGAAACUGAGCCGACUGCGCUCUCGUCCCAAGUGCUGGAUGCUGCUAUGCAGCUCAUGGACUCGACUCCAGCAGUUUGCGCCUUCACUGGCAUGGCCCUCGCUGGCCCUGCGGGGCUCUUGGCAGGCUGUAUUCUGGGCGGGACUGCCCGCGUGCAGUGGGGCAUCCGGCCCUCCAGCAUUCCUCUGGCACUCGCGGCGCGAGCACGGCGCGAGGUUUGCCCUGCUCGUUGUUCCCUUUGUGGCGCCUCCGGGAGGCUGCUGCUCUCUUCCGAUCGUGGCACGCUUUGUGUCGAACCAGGCCAGUCAACCCCGUACGAGCGCUACAGGCAUGAGCUAGGCACUGUUCGCGUCACCGGGUCGAUUCUGGCAGUGCGACAGGUCGGGGUCACACCAGGAUAUUGGCAGCCGAAGCUUCCAGCAGCGAAGUACGCGGUCAGUGUCGAAGUGGAUGUGCUCAACACCUUCAUGAAGUACACAUGCGUCGCCACCACCCGGCCUGCACCUGACAACUUCAUCCCAAGAAAGUCUGACUUGGAAAACUGCACCAAGGAUGUCGAGGAAUUGAAUGAUCGACAAAGGUUCUUUCCGCGAUGUUGGGGCAUCGGGACCACGGUGGAAACAGUGAUCGAUAUGGGGCCGAACUUGGUGCAUGUUCCAACCCACAUCCCCGACAUCACCCUGGAGUCUUCAACGGAGAUGCACGUGUGGUGCUACGGGCGAGAUUUGUGCUCGAAUGAUCGUUGCGUCAUGCCCGCAGAUAACGUCGGCCUGGCAGUUCCGAUUACCGGCGGCCUCGUUUCUUACUCGACGAACUGGGCUGCCACUGUGUCCACACCGUUUGCAUUGAGAGUGCCACUCGCAAGCGACUUCGACAUUGGUGAUCCCUGGCCGCGGAUGAAGAUCAUCACGCACGAGAGUGCCUGUGACUCGACACAGCUCCACCGCUCUGUCAUGGGCAUCACCUGUCUAGAAAGCGGUGUUGGUAUGUGUGAGCCAGCGCCGAUUUCGACCCUGUCCUCUGGCUCAUGGGGUUCUGGACGAGAGCUGAUCUGGACAGGUGUCGCCGUGACCCGAGCCCGAAGCUUAGUUUUGGAAGGAAUGUCGGGCAUUGCCUUCGCUGGUAGCCGCCACAUGGUCUUUGGAUAUGCCAUCUACUACUUCUUGAUCCAAGCACUCAAUACCUGUUCAGGAGCUUUCGGGAAGGAGUUGCUGCGGCGGCAUGUACAAAUCAGCAGUUCAGCAGAGAUCGAAGUGACACAGCACGUGCGCCUUCCCACCGCAGGGCCGGCUGCAAGGAGCAUUGGUGGCAAGCCUUCGAAAUGCACCGAGAGUUUGGAAUCCAGCUAUCAGUGCCAGGGAACGCCUGGAUACGAUCAGUCGUGCAUUUUCCACUGCGCCUACUUGGCUCCUGGGGAUGACAAGCAGUGGGUGGUCACGCUUCUGCUCUUAGAGGACGGUCGGACGCAAGAUCCGGCAAUCAGUGACUGGGACAUGCCUGCUAUCAGAGUGGACAAUCCUGUCUCUGUUCGUGUGAAGCGCUUCUCGUCGGCCACCGAGUUGGAGAGUCAUGCAAGAAAUAUGACGGUGAAUUACCGUCCUGGUUUGAGUGUUCUCUUUCGAGCACUUUGGCAAGAUCGCUGGGCACACGCACUCUUCGAUGGCCUCUAUCCUGCAUUUGUCUCGCUCGCCAGGUUUGGACUUGAGAAUCAUGUCUUCACGCCCGUGGCCAUCAUGUCGAACUACACGGCUGGCUUGGACUGCAGGAAGCUCGAAUCCCAGGCACUCGGACUGUCAGGUGCUGGGAUCUACACUGGAACGGCCUGUCAGAUGGAGGAGGCCUUUCGACUUUUUGGGGGCAGGGGCAAGGCGAAGCAGGAGCUCCUCCGCUUGAGCGAUCUCUGGGAGCAGUUGCUCAAUGCCAAAGCCGCACUGCUCUUUGACCACCUGGUAAGCGGCAGCGCUCACAUGGGGGAGUAUGCGUCCUAUGUGUCUUUGCCAGGGACAAAGGAUAGUAGCCUGGCUGAGGAGCCAUCAGCCUAUGGACGAGACAUCGUCGGUGAGUUUGCAGACAGACUCUACCUUGCGCAUGGCCUGGACGCUCCAUCCUCCAAGACCUCUUCCAGGCCGGCGAAGCAGACGCUGAAAGUCAUCAUCACAGCGAACAAGCGAAUGACACCGGAAGAGGUGACGUCCAUGAAGGAGCUUGCGCAGCAGGGAGUGGCUUCACUUAGGAAUUUGUCCAUGGACGUGAGCUUCGUGGAUUGGUCGCUGGUACAGCCUUUCCGGAAGCAGCUCGAGCUUCUGCAGAACACUGACAUCAUGGUCACUGGCAUCGGCACAGCCAUGUUCUAUUCAACCUUAUUGCCCUUUGGCUCAGUUUGCAUCAACACGGGCUGGAAGGACAGCUCGUUGAUGCCCACAUAUGGUGAGGAGGUGCUUGGCAUGUCAAACCACCGCAGCAAGUUUCUGUACAUGCCUCUGGACAGGCUUAGAGAUGGAAUGGUCAAGGCAGAUAUAGAACACCAGAUCCAACUUGCAGCCUCCCUGAUCACGGAUGGGUUCUCUCUGCCACUGCGCAGCUCCGAAGAAAACUUGUCAAUCUUCGGUCGAAUCAUUCACGAAUUGGGACAGCAAAGCGACACUUCCAGGAAGGGACUUCAAGGUCGCGAGCAACUCGACGGAGGCUUCCUGUGCCACCAACGCCCGACGGGUCAAACUUCUUUGUCUGACCUGGUGUUCGAGCGCAUGGUGGAUGCCCGGAACCUUCUCUUCCAGCUUCCUGGCCCGAUGCAGCUCGCGGAGGCGUGCCAGAUUGAUUUGGAGAAACUGCGUCAGCUGAAGAAGAAGUAUCAGCUCCUCGAAGCUUUGGGGACGUCGGAUGCGAGUUGUGAGUGCGUUGUCUGUGUCACAGAUUGGUGGGUCGUCACGGACUGCGACAAACAGUGUGGUGGCGGCGAGGUGAAGAUGAGGCGUGGCAUUCUGCAGGAGGCCACAGGUGGCGGGCAGGCAUGCCCCAGCCAGGCAGAGCUGGUCAAGACCGAACAAUGCAACAUGAAUCCCUGCCCUCUGGCGCGAUUGGACCGUCUGACUACUUCGCCCGAGACGAUCUAUGCAGGCUCACCUUUCGUAAUGACUAUUCAGGGUGAGUGGUUCGACCCAGACAGCGACAGGAUCCUGAUCAUCAACCAGGACGAGACGUGCGGCCAGACCCAGGUUUACGUCAAGCCUGAUGCAUCCAAGUACCUCGCCUACAAUGCUCCACGACGCGCAUGGCAGGUUUCGCGCUCUUUGGGGCCAUCAGGUUCUUAUGCAUCAUGCCCCGGGGAGGAUGCGAGCCCGACUGGUCUCCAGCGUGCCUGCAGCAUUGGCAGCCGAAAGGAGCCUGGUCUACAAAUUUUGGACCUUCCUUUGCCCAACUCGCUGCACGUGGUUGGAGUGGCUGCGCGGAGGCUUGCAGCCGACUGCUUUGGCUUCCGGGCAGACGAGUUCAACAUUGCCCCUCCGUGCGUGCGACGAGCUCCUUUGUCCGUGGAGGUGGGAGGCCCCGGGAAAGGUCCAGGCAGCCAAGAGCGCGGCGAGUAUCGACGGACCUUGGACGUCGCAAACCAUCCCGCGUACGAGAAGCCAGACGAGUCACGGCAUCUGUUUUACAGUCCAGACUUGGGGGGCUGGCAGCUAUCUGCUGCCAAGGGCCUGGGCUCAGGAACUGCGCAUGGCCAGGCCUGCGCCUGCACACCCCAGGAGCUCCGGGGUCCCUGGCAGGUUCUCGACGACCACGGCCGACCACAGGAAGUAGAGCUCGUGAUUUCAGCAAGACCACCUCCACAACAGCUGACGUUUACUGGCUGGCCGCCACCACUGGAUCAUUUCAAUGGUGAGUACGAUCGGCUGGGGCUGGCCGAUCCCUUGCAUGGCAGGCCUUCGUUCGCUCGCGUGCUGAGCCGCCGCUCACUUCGCUCUUCCUGCUUGAAGUUUCCGCUACCGGGCUGCGAGUCCGCGAAGGCUCACCUGAACUUUGCCACUGUGUCUUUCAACUGUCAAUCUUCGCAGUGGCAACUUCUGCUUCAAGGGCAACCUCUGGCUGCAGCCGCUGACUCG